Molecule: messenger RNA, 1633 nt
Organism: Strigops habroptila (Kakapo)
Lineage: Eukaryota; Metazoa; Chordata; Aves; Psittaciformes; Psittacidae
Gene: NRBP2
Product: nuclear receptor binding protein 2
Exons: 18
Coding region: 87-1580 (497 amino acids)
Biological process (GO): endoplasmic reticulum to Golgi vesicle-mediated transport; intracellular signal transduction; protein phosphorylation
Cellular component (GO): cytoplasm; endomembrane system
Molecular function (GO): ATP binding; protein serine/threonine kinase activity
Source: RefSeq, a predicted model, not a curated record
GGACGGGGCCAGGAGCGGGAGCGGCGCUGUCAGACCGCGGUUGGGAGCGGUGCGGAGCGACUCGGUUCGGCUCGGCUCGGCUCGGGAUGGCGGUGGCGGAUCCGGAGGCGCGUCUGUCGCAGGAGAAGGAGGAGGAGAGCGAGGAAGAGAGCGAGGUGCUGGAGGAGAGCCCCUGCGGCCGCUGGCACAAGCGCCGCGAGCAGGUGAACCAGGGGAACAUGCCGGGCAUCCAGAGCACCUUCCUGGCCAUGGACACGGAGGAGGGCGUGGAGGUGGUGUGGAACGAGCUGCUCUUCACCGACAAGAAGGCCUUCAAAGCACAUGAGGAGAAGAUCAAGACCAUGUUUGAGCAGCUGGUGCUCGUGGAUCACCCCAAUAUCGUGAAGCUUCACAAGUACUGGCUGGAUGUGAAAGACUCGAAGGCACGGGUCAUCUUCAUCACAGAAUAUGUGUCCUCAGGGAGCCUGAAACAGUUCCUGAAGAAAACCAAGAAGAACCACAAGGCCAUGAACGCCAGGGCCUGGAAGCGCUGGUGCACUCAGAUCCUGUCUGCUCUCAGCUUCCUGCACUCCUGUGAUCCACCCAUCAUCCAUGGCAACCUCACCAGUGACACCAUCUUCAUCCAGCACAAUGGCCUCAUAAAGAUCGGCUCAGUCUGGCACAGGGUGUUUGCCAAUGCUCUCCCGGACGACCUGCGGAGCCCCAUCAGGAUCGAGAGGGAGGAGCUGCGCAACCUCCACUUCUUCCCGCCGGAAUACGGCCAAAAGACGGACGGGACGGCUGUGGACAUCUUCUCCUUUGGGAUGUGUGCACUGGAGAUGGCCGUGCUGGAGAUCCAGACCAACGGGGACACGCGGGUCUCGGAGGAGGCCAUCAUGCGGGCACGGCAUUCCCUUGAUGAUCCCAACAUGCGGGAGUUCAUCCUGUCGUGCUUGACCCUCAACCCAGACAAGCGACCAACAGCAAAUAACCUGCUCUUCCACCGGGUGCUCUUUGAGGUCCAUUCCCUCAAGCUGCUGGCAGCUCAUUGCUUCAUCAACAACCAGUACCUGAUGCCAGAGAACGUGGUGGAGGAGAAGAUAAAGGACCUGGACCUGAACAUGGUGAUGGCAGAGAUACGGAGAGAGGGUCGGCCUGGAGCACAGUGGAGGUACUCAGAGGUUUCCUUCCUUGAACUCGACAAGUUCCUAGAGGAUGUCAGGAAUGGGAUUUACCCCCUGAUGAACUUCGCUGUUUCCAGACCCCAUGCCCUCCCGCGUGCCCUCUCCCAGCCCCAGGAGGACCCUCAGAAAGCCAAGACUCCCACCCCAGAGCCCUUUGAUGUGGAGACCAGGAAGGUGGUGCAAAUGCAAUGUAACAUGGAGCUGAAUGAAGACAAGACCCAGUGGCAUCUUACUCUCCUGCUCAUCCUGGAGGACAAGCUGCAUCGACAGUUGAGCUACGACCUGCUGCCCACUGAUAACUCCAAGGACUUGGCCAUGGAGCUGGUGCACUACGGAUUCAUCCACGAGGACGACUGUGAGAAGCUGGCAAACUUCCUGGAAAAUGCCUUCCACAAGUACCGCUCUCCUCCGCUGUGAGGGGCCCCUGCAGUAGGGCAGCGCGGGGCCCCCGGCCACCAGGAUGGACUCGG